CGUCAAACGUUAUUCAUUAUUGGGAUAAUAAACUGAGUCACUUCAAUUUUAGCUUAAUUGCAACUAGUCCUCUGAAUAAAGCUGUCGUUAAUAGGUUUUGUUGAUAAAGACUUCUAUAAUCUUCAUUGUGAACCUCGGUCACAAUCUAAAUUUCGAGCAGUUAACUGACUAAAGGACAAUAACGUUGUUUUAUAAUUUCGCAUCUAAUAUAACAUUAAUGUUUAAUCGGCGAAGUAAAAAAAAAUGUGUUGUAAAAUAACAGAUUAAAACAUUUAUUAGACUCCUUGUUUUGAACACUAACUGUUUAACAUGGAUCGAAAAGCAGGUUGCUCUCUAGCGGCUGGGACUUCACAACCUCCCUAUAAGCGUCGUCUAUCGAACAACUCAGCUGAUACAACAAAACAUAGACAGCCAUGUUUAUGCAAAACAAAUGACAAAACUAUCAGACAAGCAGAACAUUUUGAAUAUGAUUGUAAUGAGCCACAAAUACCAGAGUUAAUUGAAAUUUCCGACGACGAUGAUGGAAAUAACGACGCUAUGCAACAUGUAAAUGUCCCUAUUAUUACUCAUAGAAAAGGGACUGAGGAAAGCAGCACAAAUGAAAAUCCAUCGGAUGCAACCCACGACAAUAAUACAAGACUUCAGGAUUUCAGGACUUCAGGACUUCAGAAAGCUCUGGAUAAAUCAUUACCGGGAGCUUUGGAUAAAUCAUUAACAGAAGUUCUGGAUAAAUCGUUAGCAGAAGCUGUGGGUAAAUCAUUAGCGGAAGCUCUGCAUAAAUCAUUAGCAGAAGCUCUGGGUAAAUCAUUAAUGGAAGCUCUGGAAGAAUCUUUAACGGAAGCUCUGGGUAAAUCAUUAGCGGAAGCUUUUGUUAAAUCAUUAGCGGAAGCUCUGGAUGAAUCAAUAGCGGAAGCUCUGGAUAAAUUAUUAGCAGAAGCUCUGGAUAAACCAUUAGAAGAAGUUCUGGGUAAAUCAUUACCGGAAGCUCUGGGUAAAUCAUUGCCGGAAGCUCUGGGUAAAUCAUUGCCGGAAGCUCUGAGUAAAUCAUUGCUGGAAGCUCUGAAGAAGCAAGAGAAAAAAGCUGACAAGGAUACUGCUUCGAGUACAGACGAAGAGUAUGAAUCUGAAACAGACAGUAAUGAAACUAUUAAAUUAGGUGACAACGACGUAACUGUUAAAAAAUCUAAACAAAAGAAUGAAAUUCCUACUUUUGAACUACCCCCUGAAUACGAUCCAGCCGACUCCAGGUGGACAUUGAAGCAUAAGAAAUAUAGCCUCGAACUUAAGGAACUGAUACCCGAAAGUGGCGUAUACAUAAAUGCUAGUUCCUUUGAAUACAUUAAAACGUUAGCGAAGAAUGCUUCAGAUUUAGUUCGCCGGCUGAUGCCAGAGAUAUUUUGCGACCCAGCCUUGAGAGUUUGCAGUUUAAAAGGUGAAGCAAGAGUUUCCUAUCCCAACAUUCGUAGACCUGGCUUAGAUGAUAAUGCCGUCAGAACGAUAAUUAGAUUUGUUGAUGAAUACGGCGCAAAAAAAAAACUGGGACAAGUGUGGGACAAACAUUCAUUCAGUUAUGACUCACAGGUAAUAGCUGAAGAACUGGUAGAAUUUACUAGUUCCUACGCCUAA
Helicoverpa zea (corn earworm) is the source of this 1626-nucleotide messenger RNA. RefSeq lists its product as uncharacterized. The record is from RefSeq and is a predicted model, not a curated record. The coding region runs from base 310 to 1626 and encodes 438 amino acids. The transcript has 3 exons. Gene Ontology annotation, molecular function: DNA binding. NCBI's taxonomy places the organism in Eukaryota, Metazoa, Arthropoda, Insecta, Lepidoptera, Noctuidae.